AUGGGGCAUUGGCCGCCUACGCUGGCCGGCGUGCCAUGGAGUGCCGCGGAUUGGACGUAUGUCGCAGAGGGCGCUGCGAACGUCAUUGUGCGGUAUACAGGACAACCCGUGUGGCCCUAUGUAAAUACGACGCCCGGCCCUGAGCAUGGCGCGGUGCUGGCGCUUCGUUUGCCCAAGAUGCGGUUUGACGUGUCGAGCACGAACGGAUACCCUCCUUUGGAUGCGUAUAUAGACAAGGUCCUCUCCCAACUGAUCCCGAAGGAGGCACUACCUACGCUACAAUGCAUCACUUUUACGCCUGGAACUUCAGCGUUGACCCCGUUCCUCGAGCAGCUUGCUGCGAACAUCGAACCCUUUCGACCAGAAGCACGCCGGGAAGCAGGCACAAUCGAUACAGCCCCCUCGUUUAUUUGGGCUAUGCGCGAUUGGAGCUACGCGCCGCCGCGGGACGGCGUGCCGCAGCUGCUCGUAGAGAUCAAGCCGAAGGCUGGCAUCGUGUGUAAUGGACCUACAAACGAUGAAAACAAGCGCAAGCAUACCAAGUAUCGCAUGCACCGUAUCCAGCGUGCUGCACCACACCAAGGAGCAGUGCCUCCUGUCACCCCUCACGAGUUUGCAUCCUGGUACGAUCCGCUAGACUUUUUUAGCGCCGAUCGAGCGCGGAUUUCCAAGGCCGUGCAUGCGCUGUGCAUCGACUGGGCCAGCGCGCCAAAAAACAACUUCUCCGUGAUGUGCAAUGGACGCAAGCUAGAUUUUGAAGCGCAGGACAAACGUCUACUAUGUGCUUCGUUGCAUUCUACAGAGAAAGACUUGCUAGAAACACUGGCACUUGCUGUGACUGACUCUUUGUGCUCCCCGCAAAACCAAUCCAUUCUCUCCAACAUUGUCGCGCAGCAGGCUCGGCUGGACGGGCCUGGGAUCGAGGAAUUGGCGCGGCGAUGGGAGGCGCUGACAGGCGCUUCUCUGCAGGACGGGCCGGAAGAUUGCUCGCGAACUGUGCUGCCGCUUUCCCCACCGCCAUUGCAGGACUAUGUGAAUGCAGUGCGCAAAAACCCUGCAAUGCACAUAGCCACGUUGGACGAACUGUAUACCACAGUUAUUUUGUACAUGAUUGGCGCUACGAUCAAAGAUGCAAGUAUAUUUUUGCGCCUCGGUGCACUGCCCGCGCUUCACCUCGUGGACUUAGAUCCCAAACCACUGACCAAAUUGCGGGGCUACGUACGCGAUGACGUGAGCAUUUCGCGCAUGUUUGGGCGCUGGGCGGCGCAGAAUGACUAA
Molecule: messenger RNA, 1278 nt
Organism: Malassezia vespertilionis
Lineage: Eukaryota; Fungi; Basidiomycota; Malasseziomycetes; Malasseziales; Malasseziaceae
Product: inositol-pentakisphosphate 2-kinase
Exons: 2
Coding region: 1-1278 (425 amino acids)
Biological process (GO): inositol phosphate biosynthetic process
Cellular component (GO): nucleus
Molecular function (GO): inositol-1,3,4,5,6-pentakisphosphate 2-kinase activity; ATP binding
Source: RefSeq, a predicted model, not a curated record